Molecule: messenger RNA, 915 nt
Organism: Fraxinus pennsylvanica
Lineage: Eukaryota; Viridiplantae; Streptophyta; Magnoliopsida; Lamiales; Oleaceae
Source: the annotation of a GenBank genome assembly
AUGGCCAUAUUACAGCCAUUUUUCUGUGAUAAAUCUCUGCCCAAGAUCCUCAACUUCUCACCCACAUGCACCACUCCAAAAGUAACAAAUCUAGUACCCACAAAAUCAAAGGAUUUAGUAUCCCGUUCAGAAAAACAUAAUCAUAAAAAGAGUUAUUUUUCAGUGAGGAAGCACUGGAAAAAGUGCCAUGCAGUUGCUGAGGAGAUUAUUGGUGGGCUAUCAUCAUCUGCAUCAUCAGAUGAUGAGCAAGGUGAGAGUGUGAUUUUGAGUCCAUCUAGUCAAGAUGAAGUGGCGGAAUAUGAUUGGACAGAAGAAUGGUACCCUCUUUAUCUCACCAAGAAUGUACCAGAUGAUGCUCCAUUGGGUCUUACUGUGUUUGACAAGCAGGUUGUUCUUUAUCGUGAUGGCAAUGGAGAGAUUCUGUGUUUUGAAGAUCGAUGCCCUCAUAGGUUGGCAAAACUUUCUGAAGGUCAAUUGUUUGAUGGGAGACUGGAAUGUCUGUACCAUGGUUGGCAAUAUGACGGCAGUGGUAAAUGUGUGACAAUCCCUCAGCUCCCGACGGGUGCAAAAAUUCCACUAUCAGCUUGUUUAAAACCAUAUGAAGUGAGGGAUUCUCAAGGAGUUAUAUGGAUAUGGAUGUCUCACAAGACGCCAUCAAAUGCUAAGAAAAUACCUUGGUUUGAAAACUUCGCGAAGCCAGGUUUUCGAGAUAUUUCAACAAUUCAUGAACUUCCGUACGAUCACUCUAUUCUCUUAGAAAACCUCAUGGAUCCUGCCCACGUUCCUAUCUCACACGAUAGAACAGAUUUUACUGCAAAAAGAGAAGAUGCGACAGCACUAUUUUUCGAAGUGACUGAAAGAACAGCUCGAGGCUUUGCAGACCGUCCGGCCAAGGAAAAUCCAUGCUUAUUGUGA